AUGGACGGGACUCUUUCCGAGCUGCUGGCAGCGUUUUUGGAGUCGCCACUCGUGUUGUGGGUGCGGACAUUGGGUCCACUGGGGUCAUGUGACAAUGUGGGCUCAGAGGAGCGUGUCAACAUGUUCGUCGAGCUUGUGGAUGGAGUCUUCCUGCACAAGAUUAUGACACAAAUUGACCCCAGCCCAAACAACCAGAGGCUGAACAAGAAUGUGAACAAUGAUGUGUCGCUUCGCCUUCACAACUUGACCCUUCUCACGAGACAUAUAAGGACGUAUUACCAGGAGACGCUUCAGCAGUUAAUAGUGAUGCCUCUUCCGAACAUUCUCUGCAUUGCCAGGGAUCCCUUAUCAGCAAAAAGCAUGGAAGAGCUAAAAAGAAUUUUACUGUUGAUACUUGGCUGUGCUGUCCAGUGUGAGCGAAAGGAGGAGAUGAUCGAAAGGAUCAAACUGCUAGACAUUGAGACCCAGGCGGCCAUCGUCUCUCACAUUCAAGAAGUAACUCACAACCAGCAGAAUGUUCUCGACCUUUCAUGGCUGGAGGAAGGAGCAGGGCUUGCACAGGAAGCACUAGAACCAUUGUCACGCAGCAUGGCUACGUCUCUACAGCAUCUGGUUGAGGAGAGAGAUAAGGCCAGUGAGGUUAUUGUGGAUCUAACCCAGGAGAGGGAUUACUUGUCCAGCUUGUAUCCCCAGGGAAGGCAAGAACAAGUGAACACUGGCGGCGUGGUAGUGAAUAACAAAGGAUCGGCCUCGACUGUGGUUAGCCUUACCAAAGAAGAGAAGCAACAUUUAUCUGUGGAGCUUGCUGAUACGAAGGCCAAGCUUCGUAGAUACAGACAAGAGCUGGAAGAGAAGACUGAGCAAUUGAUGGAUUCCAAACAUGAGCUGGAGCAUCUUGAUCAGGAGCUUCAGAGAGUUAAACAAGAGAACCAGUCACUGUCCUGUGAGGCUCGCUCUGUACGAGUUUAUCGGGAUGAGGUUGACUCCUUAAGGGAGAAAGCGGCCCGGGUUGACCGACUUGAAACUGAAUUGACCCGAUGUAAAGAGAAGCUAAAUGAUGUGCACUUCUACAAGACAAGGGUGGAGGAGCUUCGUGAAGACAACCUGACACUUAUGGAGACAAAGGUGUUGCUGGAGGAACAGCUGUCAGUCUCUAGAGGCCGCUGUGAGAAAGUUCAUGCUAUGGAGAAAGACAACCUGCUACUACGAGCUAAAAUACAUGAUUUGGAAAUGGAGAGGGACAAUGAGCGCCGGCGGCUAGAGGAACUGGUAGAGGAGAACAUGCUCCUGGAGAUUGGACAGAAACAGAGUAUGAACGAAUCGGCUCAUUUGGGAUGGGAAUUGGAACAGCUCACCAAAAACCAAGACAACUCUAACUCAGACACCCGGAAAUCUUUUGUCCAUGAGCUGAAUGAAUGUGUCUCCAGUCGUGUUUUGAAGUUGGAGAAAGAGAAUAGAGAGCUUCAAACCUCUAUUGAGAGACUAAAGGAGGAGAAUCAUCACUUGCAGGAGAAACAGCUACAUAGCCAAGAACUGGACAGGGAGAACCAAGGUCUAAGUAAAAAGUUGGAGCGUCUCCAAGGCUUGUUGGACCAGGAGAAACUGACCAAUCAAGAUAUGGAGUCUCUUGGAGAAGACUUAUUGAAGGAAAAACAAAAUCUGGAACGAGAAAUGCAUGCUCUAAGAGCAGACAAAGACAGAAAGAUUUCAGAAUUGGAGAGUGAGAAGCAACAUCUUUCUGACGCUAUGGCGUCACUUCGCGAGCGUGCUCAGUCUCACAGUGAAACAAGGGUCCGUGAGGUGGAGGCAGAGAAUCGCCUCCUACACCAAGGCAUUAUUGAAACCAGUGCCCGCUUAGCAAGCUUGGAAACUCAACUCAUGCUUUCUAAAGAAGAAGCAGACCGAAUGAGGGAGAAGUCAGGAAGAUGCGAUGAAGUAGAAAUUGAGAUGGCCAGGAUGGAGAGAAGUAGGGAUGCUCUUCAGAGAGAGGUGACAUCUUUGCGUGCAUGCAGUGAGAGCUCCGAGUUUCUCGAGAAACAGGUGUCCUCCCUAGAGCAGGAGGUGCAUCGAUUGAAACGUGAAGCGGAGGAGGCUCAGCAAGGGCUGCAGCAACUCAAGAGACAAGAAGUAGAAAAUAGCCUUUUGACCAAGGAAAACUUGGACCUCCGCUGCUCUGUGGAAAAUCUCCGCUCCUCAUCCUCUUUGCUCACCAAACAACAGGAAGAAUAUAAGGAGUUGCAGAAAGAAUUGCAAGAGCUACAGAGCAGGCUGGAAGAGGUUGGAGUGGAGCUCCAAGGAGAGAGGAAGCGAGCAGAGAGGCUGGAAAUUAAUCUUGCCACACUAAAUCAGGAGAAGCAUAGUUUGGAGGGGGAUACGGAGAAGUUAAGAGAGGAAAAGGAAGAAAUGGAAAGAGAGAAGCAGGAAACCUUGAGUAGGCAGGAAGAGCUGAGGAAGGAAGUAGAAGAUCUUAGGCAGGAGCAGAUGAGGAGAGAGGAAGGUGACAAGGAGAGGAGGAAGAUCCUAUUAGACCUGGAACAGUCUGAGAAGGGAAGGAAGCACCUGGAGAAAGAAUGUUGGAGGAACAAAAUUCUACUAGAAGGUAAAGCGGCAGAGCUGGAAGAGAAAGCUAGCCAGUUGACGGUGGCAGAGAAGGAGUGUAUCGAUUUGAGAAAAGAGGUUAAUAUGCUUAUGGAAGUUGGAGCCAAGGCCAAAGAGUUGGAAAGGGAGAACAAGGAGUUGAACAAACAGGCAACCAUUGACAAAAGAACUUUGGUUACCCUGAGAGAGGAGUUAGUGUCAGAGAAGUUGCGAGUCCAACAGCACAGUGUUGAGUUAGAAAGACUCAAUGAAGAAUUGGAAAAGGUUGGACUGAACAGAGAAAGACUACUACAGCAGGAGCACAUGCUGGAAGACAGCAAGUACAAGCUGCUUGAAUCUCGACUGGAGGAAACCGUCCAGCAGACAAUGAAGAUCAAAGAAGGGAAAAUCUCUAAUCUGGAGAAGAAACUGGAAGAAAGCAACACACUCAAUGCUAAACUAAGCACUGAGCUCGCGACUGCUCUUCAAAAAAUGUCUGGUUUGCAUCAGCAACAGGCGAAAGCAGAAAACCAAAACUCCCAUGGGGGCUCAGAAGGAGAUGGGCGGAGAGGCUCAGCCACCGCUGAGCUUCUCCGAAUUCAAGAUCAUCUCAUUGAGGUAGAAAAGAAUAAUGCCUCACUUCAAACUCAGAGCAGUUUGCUGAAGGAGCAGCUCAAACAACAGGAGAACCAAAACUGUUCACUGAACAACCAGAUGGCGACACUGCAGCGACACACCACAACACUGCAGGAACAGAAUUCAGCUCUGCAUACUCAGACGGCACAACUUCAGGUGGAAAACUCCACUCUGUCUUCCCAGAGUGCGUCUCUCAUGGCUCAGAAUACCGCAUUGCAAGGCCAAGUCACCGCCUUGGAAACUGAGUUGGAGUCAUGGCAAAGACAGCGCAAUGAGGCAUGGCGAGCGAGAGAAAGCGUUCUCAAUGACCAUGAGCGUCUGUUGAGCGUUCACGAGAGGCAAGCGCAUGAGUACGAGCAGUUGAUCAGUCAACACACUGCUCUGAAAGUCAAGCAGAGGACACUAGAGAGUGAACAUAGAACAAUGCACAGCAAGUAUUGCGCUUUGUCACAACAGAAAGAGAAAUGGGAGGAGUUAGAAGGGCGGGGUCAGAAGGAGAGGGAAGAGCUAACCCUGGAACACGAGAAAAAUCGGCUACUGCAACAAGAAAACCUCCAACUCAAGGCUGAAGUUGACAGGAUGUCACACAGCAAAUCCCAACAAUCUGAGCAAUGCAAUAAACUACAGCAGCAGAUGGAUGAACUCAAGAGCUCAUUUAGUACCGCUCAACUGGAAGUAAAUCGUUGGAUGGCGCGAUACGACUCGCUCAUGGAGCAACACCAGGGCCUGGAUAUUACUAUGACCAAACUAGAUAACCACUGUGAGCUAUUAAGUCGCUUGAAAGGGAACCUAGAAGAAGAAAAUCAUCACCUCCUGAGUCAGAUAAACCUUCUGAGUCAACAAAACCACACUCUUCUGGAGAGAAGCAUGGAGAGCAAAGAGCUUUAUCAUCAGGAACAAAAACUCUAUAUUGAUAAACUGAACGCUCUUCGCCGCCAGAAAGAGAAAUUAGAAGAGAAGAUCAUGGACCAAUAUAAGUUCUAUGACCCCACACCAAAAAAGAGGAGUCAGUGGUCUGGCGCCAAAGCUUUAGCCAAACUCAUCAAACCAAGGAAGGAGCGUAGCAGGGAGCGAGGUGGUGAAGGGAUCCAAGAGAAGGACUGGGCAAAGACUGCACCCGACAUCCCCCUGCCUGCCCCUCCACCCUUGCUCCCCCCUGAAACCCCACCUCCAUGUCCUCAGAGAAUAGGAAGUGACUCCCGGGACAACGGCCACACCCAUAGUAAACAUAAUAACCACAGCAACAGCCCUAGUCUGGGCCUCCAGAGUCCAGUAUUGACGCCCAUCAGCCGAGGUCCGACUGACCGAGGACGAGGUGUCUAUCGGUGCAGCACACCAGGAGGCAGCAGUGAGAGUGUCAACGGAGAGGUUGGACAAGGCCUAGCACAGACCCACAAAGCCCUCAGUUCCACCCCAAGCCAUCAAUCAUCAUGCAUCAGCAAUACUCAACUGGUACAAAGCGCCAGCUGCAGGCCCAGAGGUGUGUUCUUCGAUGAAGACACAGAUACUGUAUUUGGUCCACGUGGUCACAUGGGAGGUCGUCCUGGAUCAGCUGAUUUUAGUCAGCACACCUCCAGUUCAAAUUCACCGAUUAACUGCAAAGAUGCAACCGACAGUCACCUCCGGUCGUCGAGCCUGUCCAGUGAUGAUGUAAGGGGUCUCAGCCAAUCGCAGCUAGCCUUGUCACGCAGUGCAACCCUCCCAUAUGAUCACACACCCCAGCGGGCCCAACCACAGCGCGGAGGUGGGAUUAGGAGUAGGGCUCGUCCUUCAUCUCCUGGAAGUGAGAUGGUAACACUGGAGGAGUUUUUGCAAGAAAGCAACCAGAAAUCACCACAAAUGGUUUCAACGGGAAGCAGAGAGGACUUAAUGACAGAAUAUUUCACCAGAAGUCCAGCCUCCACAGCUCCCACCAGCAGAGAUCAAGUCACCCCCACUAGCUACGUUACUCCCACCGUCCAUGCAUCUAACCAGAGGCCAGGCCAAAGUGUUAAGCCAUCUUCCCGGCAGCCUGUCAGCCAAUCCCAAACCUCUGGGCGAUCCCCGACCCAAAGAAUUAACCAGUCGCUGAGCAGAACGUUCAGCCUUGCCUCUGCUGAUUUGCUUCACUCUAAUGGGCCGGACAGUUUUCACGGCAAUGGAGGCCCCCAAAACCAAUCUGAUGUGGUGAUCCGUAGACAAGGAGGAGGAGCUAAUGGAAGAGAAAGACCGCUGUCUGCCCGUUUAGCCAGCUCAACCAAUCAGCAGCGAGAUGGCGGCAUCUUGAACUCACCCAUUCACCAUUCAUCUUCUCUCACGCUACAGACAGAGCGAUAUGUCGAGAGAGAGCGGGAUAGAGGACGGACUCCCGUGACGCAUAACGGCUCCCCGUCAUCUUACCAUCACCGUGGGGAGGUUGCCAUGGUAACCCCUGUGAGGGCUGUGCCUGCUGUUCAGAUGGACGACGCCUUGGAAGACGGACAGGUGUUAAGGGAGGAACACUCAGGUGACCAAAAGAAAGACAAUGAGAGAAUUAGAUGUAAAUCUGUAGAACGCCCAAAAAGCACACCCUCGUCUCCUGAUCCCAACAACGAUCCCCAGACUGUGUGGUAUGAGUACGGUUGUGUCUAA
Nerophis lumbriciformis (worm pipefish) is the source of this 5823-nucleotide messenger RNA. The record is from RefSeq and is a predicted model, not a curated record. Lineage: Eukaryota; Metazoa; Chordata; Actinopteri; Syngnathiformes; Syngnathidae.